Molecule: messenger RNA, 517 nt
Organism: Oppiella nova
Lineage: Eukaryota; Metazoa; Arthropoda; Arachnida; Sarcoptiformes; Oppiidae
Source: the annotation of a GenBank genome assembly
CAGGUUAAACAAUUGCAUCGAAACAAUUGACUGUAUAGUUACAUAUUGUGCACUCUAUUUAAAAAUGGCCAACGUGCAGCAAUUAAUUGUGCUAGCAACAGUAGUAUGCUCGGUCUAUUCGGCGUCGAACAAUACGAUUGUCAGCCUGGCCACCAACGCUAAUUCUAACGGGAACAAUUUAAAAGACUUCAAUACUUGUAUACUCACUGUUGUUCUAAAUGGUAAGUGCGCUGAUAUCCCGAUAACUGGUACCAGUGAUCGGGAAAUGUGCAAUGGUGUCUACCAAUUAACAGAUUGCAUCAAGAGCAAUUACGGGGUUUGUACCGCAUCGGACAGGGAUGAUGUGGAUCACAAUUUUGACAUGAUUGAGGUGUGCAGAAAGAGUGGCACGCAAUGUGUUGGGCAGUCGUAUACAAGGCGUUGGUGCGAUGACCAUGGCUAUGGUAAGGACCAUGGCCAUGACUCGAGCACCAUGUUCAAAGCUAACUCGCUAACCAUGCUCGUUGUGCUGAGAUAG